GUCACAAUGUGGAAUAACGUGGAACUUCUAACCAAUGACGAUACCGGCACAAUGCGACUGGGUAUUGACUGUAGACAGGAGUGUGGCAGCGCCCUAUAUCAAGUUGAUGCUCUUGUUAAAUUUUCCUCCUCUGAAAAGGUGUCGUUCAACCCACAGCUGUACGCCUCCAGCAGUUGCAACUGCAGCAUUGUUGUUGCAGACACGACGGUGGUCCUCUUUGACCAGAACUUUCAGUCUGUCUUGCUGCACCUUUAUUUUGGCACUGAGGUGGACGUUGCGGGCGUGUGCCAGAAGGGUCACUUUUUGCUCGUUGGCGAGAGAAAUGGGAAUCUUCAUCUGGUUUAUGUGCCACAGAAGAGAACAGUGCUCACGAGAGCUGUGCUGCAGAAAAUUCCCUGCGACAAUGAGAAGAGUUUCAGAAGCCUUAUUAUACAGGAGGAUAGGGCGACACCAGGACUGUACCACUUGUUUGUUAUUGUGUCUGAUGGAUUCAUUCAUAUCUCAAACCUUCAACUGGACAAGAUUCAGAAAGCUAUUGAGAAAAUGGACCUUGAAGCAUUGAAGGAGCUGCAGUCCGUCAUUAAGACAGUCUUCUCUUCUACCACGGACAUCCACACCCAAGGGUGCCACUCAGCUUUGACAGCUGACCUGGCCAAUGAGAUCCACCUCAUCAUUGGGGGCAGUGGAGAAAAUGUGUUGACCCAGUGGAAAAUGGACUCUGUGGAGAAAACCACGUCUCUUACCAAUCUCUUGGAUUCCAGUUUGAUUCCAGGGGUGAGGAAGAUCCAGGUGAUGGAAAACUUGAUGUAUGUUCUGAAUGAAGAGAAUGUUCUGAGCAUCUGGGAGGUGAAUUUCCUGGUGAUGGUAUCAUGUUGGUCAGAUCUUCAAAUCCAUGAUUUUCUGCUAACGACUGAAGGGGAGACUACUUCAGCUGCCAUGCAAGAAGGCACCAGUGUGAGACUUAUUGCUUUGACAAUGCAACCCCAUCGUCAGGUAUAUUUUAUGAGUCUCCUGGUGUAUUCUGUGCCAGCAAUGACAGUCCUCUACUCCCUUGAGGUCUCAGCCACCUCGUCUCUGGUCCAGACUGGCAUCAGCACGGACACCAUUUAUUUGCUGGAGGGAAUUUCUGAAAAUCCAGAAAGUUCUGAUGGGUCAGCAUCUGUCGUAGUUUUGAGAUGCCUCACAGAAGCUUUGCCAGAAAACAGGUUCAGCCGCCUUCUCCACAAGCAUAAAUUUGAAGAAGCAGAAAAGUUUGCCCUACAGUUUGGGCUUGACGUUGAGCUUGUGUAUAAAGUGAAGCUGGACUUCGUGCUGGAGAAGCUGGCCUCCACUUCUGUCAAGAGCUCUGGACAUGCAGUGUGGUCUGAGCUUGUGAAUGAGGUUAAGACCAAUCUGAUGAAGAUCAUGGAUGAGCAGUUUGUGGUGGAGUACUGCAUGCAGGCCCCUUGGCCCACCUUCAGCAUUGCAGAGGAGAUGCUGAACCAUGCUGCCUCCCGAUACCCUUCUUCGCAGAUCCAAGGGGCCUUGUCAAGGCUUGUUACCUUCUGUGGCCUCAAUGGGCCAGACAAGUUCAAUGGGAUCUCCUGGAUUGAAUUCCUGAACCGUGCUGACUACAUGAGUGAUGUCCUGUGGCACCUGAGGGAGGGAGAUCUAAAGGGUGCACAGCACCUAUGGCUCCGGCAUGAGUGGGAGUUUGCAGAGAAGUUUGAUGAGAAAGUUCUGGACACUCUGCUCUGCUCAAUCCCUGAGAACAUCCCCUCCAGGGAGCUUUGUCUGUGGUUCAAAAGUGUCAUCAUUCCUUUCAUCAGAAGAACUUUACCCAAGGGACAGAAAACCCUUGCACGAUGGUUGGAGCAGAGAGCAAGGAAUUUGCAGUUGACAGAAAAGAGUGACUGGCCUCAGAAUGGGUUGGACUUGGCUGAACUGGGUCUGCCCUCUUUCUGGCUCUGUAUGCCUCCAUAUAAUGAUCAGGAGGACUAUGGCGCAGAGGAGGUGGAGAAGCUCAAAUCCCUGGUGGGCAGCCUGCGGCAGCUGCUAGACCUCUACAGGAAAUAUAACUGCAGGCUUUCUCUGUCGGACUUUGAAAAGGGGAACACAAGGAGCAUUGCCUUUCUGAUGCUGGACAAGGUGCUGGCACCAGAACUUAUCCCCUCGGUGAUGGAGAGCACAAUCAGACCCUACGCCCUAGCGCACCACCUGCCCCUAGAUGAUCUGCUGCUGCACUACAUCAAGGACCUGCUGGACCGCUGCAGCUCUCAGACAACCUCUCUGUUCACGGAGUGGGAAGCCAAAGCUAUGGCCGUACUGGGCUGUAUGACCGACACAGAUCUGGUUGUGGACGCUGUGCUGGAGAUCAUGUACAAGGCAGUGGUGCCCUGGAGCGAGGCUGUGGAGCAGCUGGUCCAGCAGCACCUGGAGAUGGAGCACCCUAAGCAGGAGCUCCUGAGGGAGAGUUACCAGCUCAUGGAGAUGAAAAAGCUGCUCAGAGGCUACGGCAUUCGCAACUUCAGCUUGUCUAACAACUGUCAGGUCAUGAUUCUGGUGAGAUAUAUCCUGAAGCAGGACCUGCCCACCUCUCUGGAGGAUGCUCUGAAGGUUGCCCAGGCAUACAAGUUGCACCCAUCCCAGAUCCACUUCCUCUAUUUCAUCCAGUUGGUAGGCCAGGCCAAGAAGGAGGAGUGUAUGAUACUCCUGAAGCAGCUGCCCCCAGAGGAGGCUGAGUUUUUGAUUGAAAGGCUGGCCGCCUGGGCACAACUGGAGCUGCAGGAUGAAGCACACGUGUCAGAGGAGCAUAAGGGGCACCAGAUGGUAGUGGCCCAGGUGAUGGUGGAGGCAUUGAAAUUCCUACAGAGUAUCCAAAAAGAUAAUGCUUUUAAAAGCAUAGAGUGUGAAAACAACCUGAAGAUGUUCAAAGCAAUUGCUCACCUGCAGGAGGAUUUUGACAUUUUUCUGAAGCCCGAGGACUACACUAACACAGCCUUGCGAGCACAGUUCCAGGAACAGCUCGUUACUGCAUAUCAGAACGCCAGGACUCGGGGCAGGUUGAAGAAUGCCACUAACGAUGCCAAUGGUAAAGUCAAGACAAUGGCCAAGCUGCACCAGCUGGCCCGCCAGCUGCAGUGCUGUGAGCAGGAGCUGUGGGCCAGCCUGGCCGUGCGGGCGCUGGGGGUCGGCAAGGUGGAGGAGGCUUUAAAGAUCUGCAGCGAGCUGUACCAGCACCACUGCAACCCCAGGACUGGAAGGGUGCUCUUCAGUGCUGCUCACAAGCUCUGCCAGAUGCUGGAGGAAAACGUGCCCAUGGUCCUCCCAGAGGGCAUCAACCUCCCAGCUGUUAUCCACGAGCUGGCCUGCCAGGCUGCUACAGUCUGUCAGCCAGACCUGCUGCUGGACUGCGUAGAGCUGUGCAAGAGCACCCGUGUUGCUGUGGACGUGUACCGGCAGUGCCAGAUCGACAACUAUGGCUUCACUGCUAAGGAUUCAUCCCUGAUGGCAGAUCGGGACCCCUACACAGAGUGGAGCUUCCAAGACAUCUUCAAUGAGGAUGGCCUCGUCAUGGACCCUGUGUUAGUCUUACCCUCCCAAUAUGAGAUCACCAGCAGCCUCCUCCCUUCCCCCUCAGAUUGUAAGAUGUAUCCCUUGGAUUGCUCUUGUCUGUCCAGCUGUUCAUAUGUGGAAGGCUCGGACUUCUUGAAGCCUCUCUCUGCACCUGUGGCCAUGAUGCUGCAGAACCUGCAGGAAUGCAGUCAGCUGGAGCUGGCCCUCAGGCUGCUGCUCAACACCUUCAGCAGCAGCCUGCAGCACGUCGUUUCCAACAGCAUGGACUCGACUCUCAGCUCACAGCUUCACGACCACCAGCGCCUGUCAGCAGACAGGAAAUGCCUGAGUGAGCGAGAGAAAAUAACCACGGUCGCCAUUAAGUCAAUCGCCAUUGCCCUUCUACACAAGGUACUUAACUGGAGGGUGGUGGACUGUGAUCUGGCCAUUGGAUACUGCACUCUCCUCCCCAAGAAAGACGUCUUUGAAAUGCUGUGGAAAGUCAUCAACAACACUUGGCAAAACUAUGACAAGAUUUUGGCUGUGGCCAUGGUUGGGGCCCAUCUUUCCAGCUUGUACAAAGAGGAGCAGCAGCAUCAGAAGUUCUCGGCUUUGAUCACUGACGCUGAGUGGGGUAUCAAGCUCAGCAAAUUGGGGAUUUCCAUCCAGUCCGUGUUCAGACAGUGUGCAGAGAUGAAGAAAGACCUGAUCCCCACACUGGUGAAGAACAGGAACAUGACCCCCGAGCUCAUUCUCCAGUAUUGCAGCACUUUUGACCUGGACGGCGACGCAGCCCUGAACCUGUACAUCACCACCCUGCUGCUGCAGGAGGAGCCAGAUGAGGAGCUUGGAGGGGACGAGGGAGGGGCGGGGGACCCCAGCGCGGGCCACGGGAAGGCGCUGGGCCACGCGGACGCCCUGGAGCGUGCCCUGCAGAUCAUUCCCCAGCUACACAGCACAGUCGAGCUGGUCAUCAGCCUGAGUGCCGCCAUCCUGAAGCUCAGUCCAUACAAUUAUGAAAGGAUUGAAGGCAUUCUCAAGAUCAUACAGACUGCUGAUGAAAAGAUAACAAGUCUUCCCCUGGAACAGGCAGCAGGGUUGCUUCAGCACCUGAAGUCCUACAAGCGCAUCUCACCACCCACAGACCUGGAGAGCAGUUACAUGCUGGAGAACUCCCUUGAGCCAACUCCCCUGGCCAACACCAGGCUACCUUUCCACCUGCUCCUCCAGACCAACCGCUACUUCUGGAAGAUCAUCUCACCUGAACUCAGUGAAGAGACAUUUCCCACCCUGCUGCUCAUCUCCAAGUUGAUGAAGGUGAGCUUGGACAAGCUCUACAUGUCAGCAGUGUACCACGUGUUUGAUAAGAGCCUGAAGCCUCAGCUGCUGGAGCAGGCCAAGAGGGGGCACUGCCAUGCCCCCAGCAAAGAGGUCGCCAGGAUGGCCAAGACCAUCAUGGAUUACGUCCUCUGCAUCAAGAACCCGGAGUGGGCUGCUGCCACCGCACAUAAGAUUGCCCAAGAGAUCCCCCCAGGCAUCGAGAAGACCAGGUCACUGAUGUUCUGCUUGGCCCUUGGAGAUAAAUGGCUGAAACUUCCAAAUCUGGAGGAGGAGGCCCGGGCCAAGGCUGAGGUCUUCAUGGAGAAGCUGAAGCUUCAGUACCAGCGGUCAGCCACAGAGAAUGCCCUUAUGUCCAGCGAGCUGAGCUCCCCUGAGCUCCAGAAGCUGACAGGCAACCCCAUCCGCCUCAUCGUGGCCCUGUUUGAACACAGUAGCGUGGAGCAGCGCAUUCGGAGCCCUCUCGGCCUGUCUCACCCUGACAUUCACGCUGUUGCGAAAGAGAUCGCAGGCAUAAACAGUGUGGAGCUGUCGAAGGUGCGCGACGUGCUGCUGGAGAAAUGGCUGUGCAAGACUGGGCCCUCUGCAGUCACAGAAAUGAACUUCAAAGGCUGUGCCACUGAUAUCCAGGAAGACCCCGAUCUCAUGAGAGUGGUGUACCUGCUGCAGAUGUACCCCAUGGAUUUCAGUGCACGCUUGCUGAGCACCAUUCUGACUGCAGACAAGUGGCCCCUGAACAGGUCUGGUCCUCGCCUCACGUUCCUCCACCGUAGCCGCGCCCUGCUGUGCCUCAUCCACAUUGCAGACCCCCCAACGCUGGAGACUCUCCUCCACAUCGACCGCACCAAAGUCCAGGAUCACCUGAAGUGCUAUAUCUACUUGUCUCAGCUAGAGGCACUGAACAUUCCGUACAGUGUGGAGUCCUUCCUCAGCAGCCCCAAGGAGGGCCUGAUCAAGGGCCUGUGGAAGAACCACAGCCAUGAGCCCCAGGCAGUGAGCCUUGUGGCAGAUCUCAGUCUGGAGUACCAGGUGUUUGAUCCUCAGCUGUGGAAUGGAGUGUUGCAGAACCUUUUGGGCUUCAGCAUGAUAAGCUACUUGCAGAAAGUGUUGGAGGCCCUUGGAGCUGUACCCUCUCUCUGGCAGGUCUCAAAUUUCUCUCGGACGUGGAGGAGUGUUAUUCUGGCCCCCUUCAUGUCAGUAUCACUUCCUCUGAGCUCUGAACAACUUGCCACCCUGUACAAAACCUUUGUUCUGCUCCUCAAGUGCCCUUUUCUGUUGAACCUUGACCUGAUUGGCAUUGCCAAGCGAUUUGACCAGUGUGGUCUGCCAGCCUUCUCCCUGGGCUCACUCUUGCUCAUCCCUUACACUCAGAAAAAGGACCAGCAGAUCAAGAAUUUCCUGACUUCUUGUAAUGUGCUUACUGUUCUGGAACAAGUAGAGGAUCACAUGAACACGGGAGAGCUGGCAGGGAUUCCUUCACAGAUCAAAGAGACGGUGCUGACAUUUGUCUGUGAAAAUGGACACUACGAUAAGCUGGUGAAGACGAAGUAUUUUCCGCUCCUCAGGCAGCACAUAGCCUUGAGCGGUCAUCACAACCAGGUGAAAGACCUGGGUAAUUAUCUGACCAGCAGGAACUGUAACGAGGAUGCGACCGCCCUUGCCAGGGAGUAUCAGAGGCACAGGGUGCAGAAGGAAGGGAAGAAUGUUCCCCUCAAGUCUGCCGCGUCUGAUAUUAUGAAGGAGUUUCUGAGUGAAGAAAAUGGAUUUUCCGGAUAG
Messenger RNA from Megalops cyprinoides (Indo-Pacific tarpon), 6648 nucleotides. RefSeq names its product kinetochore associated 1 (gene kntc1). Lineage: Eukaryota; Metazoa; Chordata; Actinopteri; Elopiformes; Megalopidae. The coding region runs from base 7 to 6648 and encodes 2213 amino acids. Gene Ontology annotation, biological process: mitotic spindle assembly checkpoint signaling; protein localization to kinetochore involved in kinetochore assembly; mitotic sister chromatid segregation. The record is from RefSeq and is a predicted model, not a curated record. Gene Ontology annotation, molecular function: small GTPase binding. The transcript is spliced from 61 exons. Gene Ontology annotation, cellular component: kinetochore microtubule; RZZ complex; cytoplasm.